This is a messenger RNA of Paramacrobiotus metropolitanus, 2202 nucleotides long. RefSeq names its product deoxyribodipyrimidine photo-lyase-like. Gene Ontology annotation, molecular function: deoxyribodipyrimidine photo-lyase activity. The coding region runs from base 65 to 1855 and encodes 596 amino acids. NCBI's taxonomy places the organism in Eukaryota, Metazoa, Tardigrada, Eutardigrada, Parachela, Macrobiotidae. The record is from RefSeq and is a predicted model, not a curated record. Gene Ontology annotation, biological process: photoreactive repair. The transcript is spliced from 5 exons.
CUGUACCAUAAACUUUUUUCGAGCUCGACCACUACUAAACUGGUAGUGUGCCGUAGCUUAAAAAAUGGGUUUGUGCGACUUGUUCGGUAGAUUAGCGCACCGAAGCCUGUUUUCGCAAACAAAUUGCAGGGAUUCAGCUGUGUGGACCUCGGCGAAAGUUCGAAACCUGGUGAAAUUCGGGGUACUUUUUUGUUGUUCUUAUAGUUCUUAUACCCACAGAAAGUUGCUGAACAUGCCACCACGAUCCAAACGACCGCGAACCGCAAUUCCAGGUUCUAGCCAAUCCUCUGGUACUAUAGCAUCCGUGCCACCUGUUGCUUCCGGUGCACAUGCUCCGUCGCUGAAUCCAGCUCCGCAAGGCGCCGGCGAGCGUUCUGCGGAACAGCGCCAGUUCCUGGAAGAAAUCCGGCAGUCUCGCGUCGACUGGGGUUCUGCGCAGAUCUUCCCUUUCCAAGAGGAUCGCGUCCGUAGUAUUUCGGCCGCUGUGACGCUUCCCAGUCGACAGGCUGGCCACGCGGUGGCCUACUGGAUGUCCCGUGAUUGCAGAGUUCAAGACAAUUGGGCGUUGAUAUACGCCCAGCGCAUCGCCCUCCAGGAACAAGUACCGCUUCACAUUGUAUUCUGCCUUACUCCGAAAUUCGCGGACGCCACGAUCCGCGCUUACAAAUUCCUGUUGGGGGGAUUGCAAGAAGUACAACAGGAGUGCUCUGCAUUGGACAUUGGAUUUCAUCUGCUGAUUGGAUAUGCCAAGGACGUCCUUCCCACUUUCUUGAGGGAGCGCAACAUUCCCUUUUUCGUCUGUGAUUUUAAUCCUCUGCGCGGGCCUUUGGGCUGGGUGGAAGAUGUCAAGCAGCGCAUCGGCGCAGCAUCCUUCGUCCAAGUGGACGCUCACAAUAUCGUUCCCUGCUGGGUGGCCUCCGAUAAGGAAGAAGCUGCUGCCCGAACGAUUCGGGGAAAACUGCACAAACGGAUGGAACAAUUCCAUACACCCUUUCCGCCCGUUGUCAAGCAUCCGUUUAAAGUAAAACUGGAAAUCCCUGUGGUCGACUGGCAAGCGGCUGAAGCCAGUUUAGAAGUCGAUCGGACGGUGGAUAGUGUGCAGUGGGCCAAACCGGGCACGGAGAAUGGGUUAAUUAUGUUAUUUGGAUUCUUGACGCAACGGUUGAAGAAUUAUGCGCAGAGAAAUGAUCCCAAUGUGGCAGCGUUGAGCGAUAUGUCACCGUGGUUUCAUUUUGGACAAGUAGCUGUCGCUCGAGCUAUACUUGAAGGUGAACGUUAUAUUCGAGACAAGGCCCGUUUGAAACCAGGCUUCGAAGUUUUCUUUGAAGAAGCGAUCAUCAGGCGAGAGUUGUCCGACAAUUUUUGCUUUUAUAAUAAAAAUUACGACAAUUUGAACGGUGCCAAACAAUGGGCGAAGCUGUCCCUGGAGAAGCAUGCCAUUGAUCCACGACCCAUCGUGUACAGCCAGCAGCAGUUGGAAGAAGCUCGAACCCACGAUGACCUUUGGAAUGCCGCACAAGUGCAGAUGAAUCGCGAUGGGAAACUGCAUGGUUUUCUGCGCAUGUACUGGGCUAAGAAGAUCUUGGAGUGGACAGCAGAUCCGGCGGAAGCGUUGAGGAUAGCAAUUUGUCUCAACGAUAAGUACAAUCUAGAUGGAAGGGAUUGCAACGGCUAUGUCGGCUGUAUGUGGUCGAUUUGUGGGGUCCACGAUAUGGGUUGGAAAGAGCGCGAAAUCUUCGGGAAGAUACGAUACAUGAACUAUGCGGGCUGCCAAAGGAAGUUUGAUGUGCCAGCCUUCGUUAAUAAGUAUAAACGAUAUUUUCCGGAACCUAUAGUUGCUUCCGUUACUUAUUGAAACUUAGUGGAACUCUUUUCACGGAUCUGUUUCAAAUUCUAGAGGAUAAUUUUGCGAGUUAAUUGCUUUUAGUGUUUUGUCUAAACAACAGUUGGACCUUUUAUAAAUUUACGUGCGGCAUAGUAAAGAACGAUAUAGUUCGUUCGUUCAUACUCAUGUAAGUCAUGUUGAUGUUCGUGUUAUUUUCGACUUUAAUGCAUGUAUUAGAAUUCAGAAACCGUACGUUGCUAUUUCAAAGUGCGCUGGCUUUUGCUCAGUUUUUUUUGUUAUGCAUUUGCGGCACAAACGCGGUUCCCCGUAUUUUACCGUCACUUGCUGUUGGCUAACAGCAUAGAAAAUUACAAAAU